AUGCAAGACCAAGCUAAUUCCACGAGCCCUAGGCAGAGCCUCUGCACAGUUGAAGGCCCCAUCAUCGUCGGCGCCGGUCCGUCAGGCCUCGCCGUCGCCGCCACUCUCCGGAAGCACUCGGUGCCCUUCACCAUCCUCGAGCGCUCCGACGACAUUGCCGACCUCUGGACCAACCGCACCUAUGGCCGCCUCCGUCUGCACCUCCCAAAGGUCUUCUGCGAGCUUCCCCAUGUUCGCUUCCCUCCCGACUUCCCCGCCUACCCGAGCAAGCAUGACUUCCUCCGCUACCUCCACUCUUACGCCGACCACUUCUCCAUCUCGCCGCUGUUCGGCCGCACCGUGACACGGGCUCGGUUCGACGCGGUCACGUCGCUGUGGCAUGUCACCGCGGUGGUGGAGGGUGGCGAGGUGACGGAGUAUGUGUCGAGGUGGCUGGUGGUGGCCAGCGGGGAGAACGCCGAGGUCGUGGUGCCGAGGGUGAAGGGGAAGGAGAGGUUUGCCGGGGAGGUGCUACACUCCAGCGAGUACAAGAGCGGCGAGAGGUUCAAGGGCAAGAGGGUGCUGGUUGUGGGUUGUGGCAACUCCGGGAUGGAGAUGUGCUUGGACCUUUGCGAGCACGGUGCAAUCCCUUUCAUGUCUGUUAGGAGUGGGGUGCAUGUUUUGCCAAGAGAGAUGCUUGGAAGCUCAACAUUUGGCAUAGCCAUGAAUCUUCUUAGAUGGCUGCCGGUAAACCUGGUGGAUCGGUUCCUCCUGCUCGUUGCAAAGAUGAUCCUUGGAGACACCGAAAAGUACGGUCUGAAGAGGCCCAAGCUGGGGCCUUUGGAGAUCAAGGGCGUCACCGGGAAGAGCCCUGUUCUGGACGUGGGAGCAUGGUCCUUGAUCAAAUCUGGAGACAUCAAGGUGGUGGCAGAGGUGGAGUCACUGGGGUGCAACGGGGCAAGGUUCGUGGACGGAAACGACAUGGCCUUGGAUGCCGUCAUCUUCGCCACCGGCUACAGAAGCAACGUCCCGUCCUGGCUCCAGGACGGCGAGUUCUUCAGGGAGGACGGCAAGCCGAGAUCGCGCAGCCCCAGCAACUGGAGAGGCCCCAACGGGCUGUACUGCGUCGGGUUCACCGGCCAGGGCUUGCUCGGCGCCGGCAAGGACGCGCUAAGGGCCGCCUCCGACAUCGCCGGGAGGUGGCAGGAGAUGGUGGCAGCAGCCGCGCCUGGAGCGGCCACGAUCUCCCCAGUGUGA
Molecule: messenger RNA, 1236 nt
Organism: Lolium rigidum
Lineage: Eukaryota; Viridiplantae; Streptophyta; Magnoliopsida; Poales; Poaceae
Product: indole-3-pyruvate monooxygenase YUCCA8-like
Exons: 4
Coding region: 1-1236 (411 amino acids)
Biological process (GO): auxin biosynthetic process
Molecular function (GO): flavin adenine dinucleotide binding; N,N-dimethylaniline monooxygenase activity; NADP binding
Source: RefSeq, a predicted model, not a curated record